AGUAAUCUACACAAGAACUGUAUUAAAUGUGCCCUCAACUCGUUCAUAUGUUAUGAAGUUUGUUUAAUCUAAAUUGGAUGUUAAUAUUUUUUGCUUAAGUUUAAAUGUGUUAAAAUACAUUAGAAAAAUGGCAGAUGGACCAUCACCAAACAAAAAAUUGAAAGUAGACGAUUCAUCACCACUGCCAGUUUGCCCUUACGGAGCAAGGUGUUAUCGCAAAAAUCCACAACAUCAUAAAGAGUUUUCACAUCCAGCCGCCUCAAGCAGUGUUACAGAUGUGCCACCACCCGCCCCUGCUCUGUCUGUACCACCAGAUGCCAGUUUACUUCCACCCUGCAAGUAUGGGGCAAGCUGCUACAGAAAAAAUCUACUGCACUUUGCUGAAUUUUCUCACCCGACAUCAGGCCCGGUCAAUGACGAGGAUGGAGGUGAUACAGAUGUCUAUAGUUCAGAAGAAGAUGAUAAAAACAAUAAACCUGUUCAAAAAGAUGAUAUACUGAGUCGGGGGAUGUCCCUAGUGAAAAAGUUUUCCCAAAUGACUGACGAAGAACGCAAAGAGCUAAUCAAGAAAGCAUUUGAAGAAAAGUUGCGGUUACAGAAAGAGCUUGAGAAUGCCAAAAAAGUUGUAGCAGAGAAGGACAAGGAGCUGGAGCAUCUACAGAAGCAGCUGAACAAUGGUUUACUUAUGUUGGAAGGGGAGGAGGAAGCCUUGAAGCUAACUACCACAACCUAUUUUCCUCUUUGGCCAGAGAGAGCUUACAAAGAAGGAUCUGCCAGCCAAAUACAUUUCAGACUGGCAGAGUCACAGUUCUACAGGCUGUUGACAGGGGAUGCUGCUUCAGUCAUAAGAGUAACAAAAGUUGAAUAUGUUGUGUCCCCCAAAGUUGUGAAAAGGUUUAGAGAAUAUCAAAAAGAAUUAAAAACAACAAGAGGUGAAGAAUUCUCAUACACAGUUCUAGGGUUUCAUGGCACUGAUCAGAAAAAUAUUAGACCUAUUUGUGAAAAUGGUUUCAAAGCACCAGGUGACAAAGGCUUCAGACAUAAGACAGACGCAGGCUGGUACGGUGCCGGGGUCUACUUCAGUGAGUUUACGUAUUAUUGUAUGGGUUACAUCGCAGGAUGCUCAGAGCUUAUGUUGUGUCAGGUUCUGCCAGGAAAGGUUUAUGAAUGCCCAAAGAUGAUCACUGGUGCGUCUUUGAAGCCUGGCUAUGAUUCGCACAUGUCACCCUGUAAAAAAGAGCUUGUUAUUUUCAACACGGCAGCCAUUUUGCCUUGCUACAUUAUUUACUUCUGUAAUGCAGAGGGAGCUUUCCAGUACACCUCACCAGGGGAUAGUCCAGACAAAGUCAUUCAAGCAUACAAUGAUGCUAUGCUUGUACCAGUUAGCAAAAUUUUUGGAGGCAUGACGGUUAUGGUGCUGGGUAAAAUGGCAACCACUCAAGCCAAUUUGUUUACCUUGGUUACCAAACAUGGUGGGAAAAAAGGCUCCAAGUCAAAGUUUGACAUACUGGUUACUACACCUGACCAAUACACUGGAACUGAUUCUCUUGUCCUGAAGGCCAAAGAUCUUAAGGUCCCUAUUGUUAAAGAGUCCUAUAUCUACCAGUCCAUCAUUCAGAAGAAGAAACUUCCACCAGCAGGUUUCCAGCUUUCUGUCUAGCAGUCUGGCUGGUUUUAAUGAUGCUCUAUCUUUCUAAACGUGAACCAGGAAGUAAUUGCUGGUUUUAAUGAUGCUCUCCCUUUCUAAACGUGAACCAGGAAGUAAUUGCUGGUUUUGAACUGAAAACCCUUCACUGCCUUAGAUGUAGGUGCUGUUGAAAAGUAAUGCUUUAAGUAAUAAAUAGUUGUAAUAUAAUGAAGAAAAAUUACUGUAUAAGAACAAGACCUUACUUUUCUGUCUUGAAAUAUGGAAAGGCUUGUUUUCUGUCCUUUACACAGGUCUAGCUUUAAUAUACAGUGCCUACCUCAAAAAGAUAGUCCACUAAUUUCAUGCAACAUUACACAUUCACCCUGGUCCCACUAGUAGUCUAUACAGCAGUUCACAAAAACAAUAGCAGGAUCAUACACUAAAACACUGAUAGUUCAGAAAAACAAUAGCAGGAUCAUACACUAAAACACUGAUACAAACAGGCUUUGUUUUGUCAGGUAUUGCCCGAGGUUUUGCAUGCUCUCUGUCUGUACAUGAAUUUCACAAUGUUGUGACAUGGGCAGUGAGUAAAGUACCCUCUCAGUGAUCCAUAGCAGUUUUCCCUCUCAGCUGCGCACUAGUUAAGAACUGCCACUCAGUUAUUUUGUAAAAUUUAUACAUCCUUGUAUAGAACUUUUAGAACACGGCACACACAAAAUACAUAAACACAUGAUGCACAUUAUCUUUUUCCCUAUAAGUCAGAUAUAGUAGAGAGUAUCUGUUUUCUCUGUUUAAGAAGAUAUAGUGUGGUCAGCAUUACAACAGGUUUUCUUUUAACAUAAGUCUGAUGGCCAUCUGAGUUAGUUGGACAUUGUAUGGAUUCAAUUCUUGUAAACUAGAAAAUUAGGGGUGGGUAGUAUGCUCUUGACAACACUAUCAAACAUGAUGGGUAACAUCAAGUGAUAUCCCAUUGUCAUGUCAUCUGUGCAUCAUUGUACCAAAUAUCUUUAAGUCAGUUCACGCUUGCACCAUUGUAGGAAAUAUCCCAUUGUCAGUUCAUCAUUGUAUGAGAUAUCCCCUUGUCAGUUCAUCAUUGUAGGAGAUAUCCCAUUGUCAGUUCAUCAUUUUAGGAGAUAUCCCAUUGUCAGUUCAUCAUUGUAUGAGAUAUCCCAUUGUCAGUUCAUCAUUGUAGGAGAUAUCCCAUUGUCAGUUCAUCAUUGUAUGAGAUAUCCCAUUGUCAGUUCAUCAUUGUAUGAGAUAUCCCAUUGUCAGUUCAUCAUUGUAUGAGAUAUCCCAUUGUCAGUUCAUCAUUUUAGGAGAUAUCCCAUUGUCAGUUCAUCAUUUUAGGAGAUAUCCCAUUGUCAGUUCAUCAUUGUAUGAGAUAUCCGAUUGUCAGUUCAUCAUUGAAUCAAAUAUCCCAUUGUCAGUUCAUGCUUGCAUUACUAAAAGUCUAUUGUUGCAAGAAUACAUUCCUUUUGUUAUAAAUAUUAUAAUAAUUCAUUGUUAUAUUUUACACGCAAAUACAGUUAGGUGUGAAAUAAUUUUUAAUUAUAUUAAUUAUAUUUUAUUUAAUGUGCUUAGUACAGAAAAUUAUACUGUGUUAUAGUUUCUAAUAUGCAAUAUAAAAAAUGUGAUACACCCAGUUUACUUACUUUGCUUUUUUUAAAU
Physella acuta is the source of this 3295-nucleotide messenger RNA. RefSeq lists its product as uncharacterized. The record is from RefSeq and is a predicted model, not a curated record. NCBI's taxonomy places the organism in Eukaryota, Metazoa, Mollusca, Gastropoda, Physidae. Gene Ontology annotation, molecular function: 3'-5' exonuclease activity; NAD+ poly-ADP-ribosyltransferase activity; DNA-(apurinic or apyrimidinic site) endonuclease activity. Gene Ontology annotation, biological process: double-strand break repair.